Budorcas taxicolor (takin) is the source of this 1362-nucleotide messenger RNA. It is a transcript of the gene PTGR3, whose product is annotated as prostaglandin reductase 3. The coding region runs from base 104 to 1237 and encodes 377 amino acids. Gene Ontology annotation, molecular function: oxidoreductase activity; zinc ion binding. Gene Ontology annotation, cellular component: mitochondrion. The record is from RefSeq and is a predicted model, not a curated record. NCBI's taxonomy places the organism in Eukaryota, Metazoa, Chordata, Mammalia, Artiodactyla, Bovidae. The transcript is spliced from 2 exons.
CCGCCCGCUCCGCCCGCCGCGCGGAGCCUCGCCUCGCGGAGCGGCCCGGACUGGGCGCGACCCCGGCCAGCGGCGGCGCAGAAAGAAGGCAGAGGCGCGGGCCAUGCAGAGGCUGGCGCUCGCCGGGACCCGAGCCAUCGUGGACAUGUCGUACGCCCGCCACUUCCUGGACUUCCAGGGCUCGGCCAUCCCUAGCGCGAUGCAGAAGCUGGUGGUGACGCGGCUGAGCCCCAACUUCCGCGAGGCCGCCACCCUGCGCCGGGACUGCCCGGUGCCACUCCCCGGGGACGGAGACCUCCUCGUCCGGAACCGAUUUGCUGGUGUCAAUGCUUCUGACAUCAACUAUUCGGCUGGCCGCUAUGACCCUUCAGUCAAGACCCCCUUCGACGCAGGCUUCGAAGGUGUGGGGGAGGUGGUGGCCUUGGGCCUCUCUGCCAGCGCUGCGUUCACUGUCGGCCAGGCUGUGGCCUACAUGGCGCCUGGGUCCUUCGCUGAGUACACAGUGGUGCCCGCCAGGGUCGCCAUCCCAGUACCGGCCCUGAAACCCGAGUAUCUCACGCUCCUGGUGAGUGGGACCACAGCCUACAUCAGCCUGAAAGAGCUCGGGGGGCUGUCGGAAGGGAAGAAGGUCCUGGUGACCGCGGCAGCCGGGGGCACCGGCCAGUUCGCCGUCCAGCUCGCAAAGAAGGCCAAGUGCCACGUCAUUGGAACGUGCUCUUCUGCCGAGAAGUCUGCUUUUCUGAAGUCUGUUGGCUGCGACCGGCCCAUCAACUAUAACGCCGAGCACGUGGGUGCCGUCCUGAGGCAGGAGUACCCCCAAGGUGUGGACGUGGUGUACGAGUCCGUCGGGGGAGCCACGUUUGACUUGGCCGUGGAUGCCUUGGCUACCCGAGGGCGCUUGAUAGUGAUCGGGUUCGUCUCUGGCUACCAGACUCCUACCGGCCUGUCGCCCGUGAAAGCAGCAACACUUCCAGCCAAACUGCUGAAGAAAUCUGCCAGCGUCCAGGGCUUCUUCUUGAACCAUUACCUUCCUGAGUUUCGAGGUGCCAUGGACCACUUGCUCAAGAUGUAUGCGGGUAGCGAGCUGGUUUGUGAGGUGGACACCGGAGUUCUGUCUGCAGAGGGCAGGUUUAUCGGCCUGGAAUCGGUCUUCCGGGCCAUCGAUUAUAUGUACAUGAGAAAAAACACCGGAAAAAUUGUCAUUGAAUUACCUCCCUCUGUCAACAGUAAGCUAUAAAAGCAGAACAAUGGCAUAAGAGAAAGAAAAUGGUCAUUUUAUGCCCCAGAAUUACUCAAAUCUAUUUAUUUUUAGUUGGUAAUGGAGAUAAUAUUUUUUAAAAAACAAAAGUAAAGUUUAAUGAA